AUGAAGUUGUUAGAGGACAUUUACAACUUUGAUGGCGAUGGGUCUGUUAUAUGGGAUGGUGGUGACAACGAAAUACAAGUGCAUUUAAUGAAUGUACAAAAUUUGGUGCAGUCAAGCUCAAUACACGGGAAUGUUAUCGACGCGUACGCCGUUGUGCUAAUGGAUUUGCAGAAGGGGUCGGCCGAAAGGAUGGAAAAUGUAGACACAUCGUACAUGUACAGCAGCAUAUGUUCAAGUCAGGAACAUAAAGGUCUGAAUUUGAUUCUCGUUGGUCGAAACCCCGAGAAACUCAAGGAGGUUUCGGAGUCGAUCGGAGCCAAAUUCGGGAAAACCCAGAUCAAGACUGUGGUUGUUGAUUUCUUUGGAGAUUUGAACGAAGGGGUUAAACGGAUUCGUGAAACCAUUGAAGGUCUGGAUGUUGGAGUUCUGAUCAAUAAUGUUGGAGUUUCGUAUCCUUAUGCGAGGUUUUUCCAUGAGGUGGACGAGCAAUUGUUGGCUGAUUUGAUUAAAAUCAAUGUUGAAGGGACUACCAAGGUUACACAAGCGAUUUUGCCUGAGAUGAUUAAGAGGAAAAGAGGUGCGAUUGUUAAUAUUGGUUCCGGUGCCGCCAUUGUUAUCCUUUCUGAUCCACUUUAUGCUGUAUACCUCGCUUCUAUGUGCCUUUGA
This is a messenger RNA of Camellia sinensis, 666 nucleotides long. Lineage: Eukaryota; Viridiplantae; Streptophyta; Magnoliopsida; Ericales; Theaceae. The record is from RefSeq and is a predicted model, not a curated record.